CAAAACUCGGAAAUACGCGUCAAGAAGUGGAAUAAUUUCCUCGUGGAGGAGGUUAACCACAGAGGGGGAGGCAAAGUGGACGACGAGGACUGCCGACCCAGAGCCGGGGGGGUGCUGGAGCCCCGGGGUGCUGGAAUGGAGCAACUCAUAGGGUCACUGGAGAGGAAGCUGCAGAGACCCCUGCUGGCUAAGUCGCGCACCCUGCCCAGCAUCCCCCAGUCCCCCACCGUCUCCAGGGUCCACCACUCCGAUCUGAUCACUGGAAGUCCUCCACGCAGGAAGAACGCCCCCGCCAGCCCCACCGCCCCCACCAGCACCAGCAGCUCGACGGCCUGCACUCUGCCCCCAGCAGGUGAGCUGUGGCGUUUGGAGGAUGACAUGGAGGGCGGCGAUGAGAUGGAGCGCGGCGGCGGCGGCGGCAGCGGCACCGAGGCCCGCCCUCGCUCCCAGUCGCCUUUCUCCCACUUCCGGGCGCGAGCCGCCUACCUGCGCAAGAGCGUGUCCGCAGACGACCACCUGGACCUGGGGUCUGACUACGGCUCGGGGCCGGCGGUGGAGAGCAAGCCAGCCGGCCGCACCAAAGGGAAGCUGAAGAGGAAGUUUAGUCUGGGCUCAGCUGAUCGCAAGGAGAACCAGAAUAAAAAGUCGGAGUCGGGAAUCUCCAAGUUUACUCAUCGUUUAUCUCUCAAGGAACGUCCGGCUAAAGCAGAGAAGACGUCUGCGGACCGGCCGCCAUCCUACAGGAGACGAUCUCUUAGUGUGGACUGGGCCGACACUGCCAAGAUGACGCAGCCCAUGAGGGGGGACCAGGCCCACCAGCCGGCCUCGGCUCGCAAGUCCGCCAGCCUGUCCUCGCCAAGCGCGGCCCGCCGCCUCUACCGCAAUUUGUCUGGAAAGUUCCGCGUGGGCACCAACCCCCCGACCCUGGAAGACAGCGUGGUGUCGGGACGGGGAGGAGAGAAGGAGCGGCUGCGCAAAACCACCAUAUUUCAGAGUAAUGAGGCGUUAUUCGAGGCGGUGGAGCAUCAGGAGCUGGACCUGGUACAGCUGCUUCUGUCGCAGUACAGUCUGGAGGAGCUGGACCUCAACACCCCCAACAGCGAGGGCCUCUUGCCCCUCGAUAUCGCCAUCAUGACCAAUAACGUGCCCAUGGCGAAGCUUCUGCUGCGAGCCGGAGCCAAGGAGAGCCCUCACUUUGUGAGUCUGGAGGGGCGAGCGGUGCAUCUGGCCACCCUGGUGCAGGAGGCCGAGCAGCGGGUGUCGGAGCUCCAGGCCCAGGUCCGGAACGAGGGCCCGGGCGAGCGGGAGGGGUCGGACCGCGAGCGGCAGCUGAAGGCCUGGGAGUGGAGACUCCGGCUCUUCCGCCGAAUGCAGACGGGCUUCGAGCACGCAAACCCUCCAGAAGCUCCGAGCGUCGUCCGUCUGUCUGUCAGCAGCAGCUCCAGUCUGAAAGUUGAAUUCCAGGAGCCUCUCUGUGUCAACUCUGCAGUGGUCACCAAGUACAAAGUGAGCUGGAGCAGCGUGCCUUCAUUCAGUCCUCUGCUGGGCGAGACGGUGGUGGACGACACCACUCAGCUGCAGUGCAACAUCACCGGACUCACUUCUGGCACUCAUUACUACGUUCAAGUGUCGGCCUACAACAUGAAGGGCUGGGGGCCGGCGCAAGUCUCCACCCCGGCCUGCUCCGCACCCUCCAGUUGGAGGGACAUCGACGGCCGCGCUCCACGCCAGAGAGGCCAGAAGGAGGCGCUAGACCAGCUGCUCGGGCAGAUAAAAGAAGCUCACCGCCACUGUGUCUGCCAUGAACAGUGCAAAGCUCCAGCACAGGGCAGGAAGCACUCGGUGUCUAAAAGCCUGCGACACCUCUUCCAAAACACCAGCAAAUUUGUUAAAAGCCUAAAAAGAGGUCUGUACCUGACGUCCAUCUUCUACAGAGAUGACAAUGUGUUGGUGACUCCAGAGGAUCAGAUUCCCAUUGUGGAGAUCGAAGAUUCCUACCCCAGCUCACUCAUGCAAGACUUUCUCUGGUUCACCAAGGUGUCGUAUCUAUGGGAGGAGAUUUCCUGGCUGCAGCAGUGUCUCAGCCCCUCUCAGUCAUCAUGUUCGUGCACUCUGCAGACACGCCUCAAGAUGCUGCAGGCCAUCUCCCAUCUACAGGGGAUGUUGGGAACCCAGGACCUGGGUCAGGUGUAUUUUGAGCCGAUCAAAGACAAGCAUGGCAACGCUCUGCUGGUGCUCCUCAAGGACAUGAGCGCCUGUCCCAACCUGGACGGCGUCCGGUGGACACAGCUCUGUAAGCUGCAGCUCCAGCGCAAGUCCAUCUCGUCCCCCGAGGAGCCCACCGCCCUGGACAUGCUCCUGAUCACACUGCAUGAGAAGCUGGCGUAUCACAGACGCAGCAGGAAGGUUUUGUCCCCAGGCUUGUACCUGGGCUACCUGAAGCUGUGCACAUCGGUGGAGCAGAUCAGAGCGUUGGUACCGCAGAAACUCCCCAACGUCCUCUGCCACUCCAAAAUCCGGGACAACAGUAACGUUUCCAGAGAAGAGUGGCAGUGGCUGCAGGCCCUCAGCUCCUUGGACGAGUCGUUCGAAAUGGACCAUGACGUGCAGAGCGCGCCGCACCGCCUCCUCCAGGACCUGCGCGCCGCCAUCAAGGACCUGAUCACGCACAUCAACGUCCCCGGCAAUCAGGCUCAGGACUUCCGCAUCUACAGUCAGGAGGUGUUGGAGUUUGGAGAGAAGGUGUCCUUCCUGCUCCUCCUCCCUCCUUCAGACGAAGUGUGCACAGCUCCCGGCCAGAAUAACCCGUACUCCCCGCGCUCCGGCUUCCUCACUCUUCCCCUGCAGAUCUUCGAACUGGUCCACUUCAAUGCUUAUUGUCCCAGCUUCAUCGGGCAGUACUGCCGGGUGUCGGCUCUGCUGGAGCUGGAGUCCCUCAUGUCCCAGCAGGCUCUCCGGGAGGCCUUCUCUGAAGCCGAGCUGCUGGCGGCCAAAAAGAAGCAUCAGCAGCUCCAGGAGCACAUACAGCAAAUGGAGGAGGUGUGGCGAGACGCCAGGUGGAUCAUGGACGCCUUGCAGUACGCGCGCUACAAGCAGCCAACGGGAGGCAUCUCUGUCAGCUGGAUCAUAGACUUCUCCAAGGAGGUGCUGCCCGACAAGCCUCCCUCCACCUCCUCUCAGCCGGACUUCAUGCCGUCCCCCAUGCCGUCGCCCGAGCCCUGCCGCAAGCACUCCGAUUUCGCCGGUCUAUCAGAUGAGGAAGGCUCCUCUGAAGUCUUCCUCACCACCGACAGUGACUACGACUCCAGUCGCGCUCAGAGCCCCCGGGAGCUGGACCUGCUCCCCUCCUCGCCGCUCUCCUCCGCGCCCCUGGAGCCCCGCGGUUUCCUGCGGAGCGACGGCAGCGGCUCGGGCGGAGUCGGCGGCCGCGGGGGUGGGGCUUUACGGGACUCCACGCCGGACGUCCUGCAGGCCUCGGAGCCCCAGCGGGGGCGGGAGGGGGAGCGGUGCGGCGGGGAGAGGCGGCGGGCGGCCCCGGAGCUGUUCGACAGCGACUUCAUCCUGCCCAGCCGGCAGAUCGAGCUGCUGCACAUCACGGAGAAGAGGCAGGCCUUCUGCGUGAGGACCAGCAGCCUGGAGUUCCCCUCCGCCACGUCGGCCCCCCAGCAGCCUUACUCCUGCCACACCACCUGCCCCUCGCUCUCCAACUCCCCGCAGCGGCGGUGGCACAGGCCGUCCUCGGUGGACCGCUGCUGUCCCGCCGAGCGCUGCCAGCCUCAGCCGCCGCCGGCACGAACGUUAUCGGAGGACAGCGGCACCCAGAGACUCUCCUCGCCGUCGCCCGUGGUCCACAGGAAAGGCUGCCACGCCACGCUCAGAGUGUAUCCGCAGUACUGCACAGGUCUGCCCAAGGAGACCAGUGUGAAGCUCUGCGUAACGCCAGGCACGUCUGCGCGGGAGAUGAUCCAGCUGGUAGUGCAGGAGAUGAACGUGGUGUCCCGGCGCCUGCUGGGCAGCGUAGGGGGCGUCGGCGAGCAGGAACAGUGCGUUUACUACAGCCCGGAACAGUUGAAGCACUUCGGUCUGGUACUGGUGGUGGACGACAGAGAGAAGUGGCUCCAGGACGACUUCUGUCCCCUGGAGCUGCAGAACCCCUGGCUCAGGGGGAAGCUCUGUGUUCGCAUUAAGGAGUACUCGCCUCUAGCCCUCAAACACAGCCGAGCCACCACGGUGUGACGCCGGGAGGAGUGAAGGGAGAGAAAGUUCUUGAGAAAAAAAAAAAAAAAAACCUGUUGUGGUGUCCAGAACUGCAGCUAGAACUCCUCGUUUCUUCUGCUGUGUUCUUGUUAUCUGAAAAGCUGCUCAGAAGACCUUUCUCCCAUGAAAUGUGUUCUGCUGUACCAAUCCGCUGGACGUUUUAUUCGACCCAUAUGGACACCAAAUGAACGUCGACCAAGAAAAGAGCGCUCGGAGCCGUCAGAAACUUCGGACGCAGCGCCGGCUGCAGCAGGCCGGACUGUGCUCUGGAGCAGAGCGGCAGCAGGGGAGGCCGACGUCUCGCUCGCCUAAGAGCGUGGAGACUGCACCUCGUAGAACCUGGCACAAAAAAAAAACAAAGAAACGCUGGUGCUCUCUUUCGCUAAUUUACAGCAAAGUCCUCUGUAUAUCAGACUCAGUGUAGUGUAGCGAACUGAAACGGUCACCCCACGUUGUGCGGACAUCCAAAACAAAGCCAGCUGAUUUGGGUUUUAAAAUCUGAGAAAGGAAGAGAAAAAAAAACAAACAAAAAAAAAGCAAGCAAUACUUUUUACUUUUUGUUUUUUUAAUCGGUGGGAAAGCAUGUGAAACCUUCCAGAAUUGUGCGGAGUACACUUUGAGUUUUGUAAGUCAUGCCGUGCUGAAAGUUAACCAGUUCAGUGUUUUGUUGUGUUUGGUUCCGUGGUAUUCCCACAUGCAUCAGAAAACGGUGCCCUUCUGUCUGGAGCAGGGUCUCCCAAAGGGAUUCUAGUGUGAAAGGGAUGACUCAAAGUGGUUGAGAGGCCCGGCGAGUUAAACCAACCUUACCCACAAUACUGUAAGUCCUCAGCCGCCUCAGAGUAGGUUAUUCAUUAAAAACAAGGAAAUGAAUCCCACUAAAGAGGAAACGGUAAAAAUCUGAGUCAUUCGACAAACAGCAACAAGCUUGGACUUUAUAUAAAGAUGGAUGACAUUUCUCCCCACUUUGACUGAUUUAGCCUGUAUUUUCACAACAUGCUGCACCAAUCACGGCUGGACUAGAAACCCUUCCAGUACCACGAUGGAGCCUCUAUGUGGAGGCACCCAACUCACUCAUCAGUCACUCAUAAUACUACUUCCUGCUUUCAACAUAUCAGGUUAAGGCCUUGUUUACACGACUAAGGUUUCAAGUGAAAAGAUUUUGUUUUUGCGUUUUGUUUGCAGAAAAGUUCCCCGUUUACGUGGUAACGUUCUGAAAAAUGACAUCCGUCCACAUCUAUAAACCUUAACAACAGCGAAUACACACACACACUUGUAUGUACCAGCAAUGAUGUUGGAUUGCUAUUUUGGGUGAUUCUCGACUAUAAAACCACCAAGUCCAGGAGAAUUUAGUAGAUUGUUCAUGUUGACGCGUUUGUCCAUCUUCUCUCGGAUGUGCAGAAAAAUUAUUUACUACAGUUGUGGUGCACAGCAGCAGCAGCGUUUUCCCUUUUUCACUUAAAAACGUCGGCAUUAAUCUGAUAUGUUGAAAGCAGAAAGUGAUAAUUAAGACUAAAUAGAUGUAGAAUUCAAACAGGUGUCGGGAUCAGCCACUCCUACUUCUUCCAAACUCAAUUUUUGGUUUAUUUUACUUUGAAAGGAAACAAAAGUACCUGAAGAAAAGCCUUCGAUGUGCAGAGAGAACAUGCAAACUCCACACAGCAAGGCCACCAAGCCCAGACUCACAUCAGGGAUAUUUUUAUGAUUUUACUUUGUAAUCACAUGUAGCCACAGACGUGCACUCAGCUACAUGUAGUGCAGCAUUACAGACAGUGAAAGAUCACACCUCGAGCAAAGCGGGGUGAUAUUAACAGAUCUUUAUGUCCUUUAAGUCGUCUUUAAAUAUACAUUCUAUGAAAAAAAUAUAAACUCAAGCUGAAGCAUCAUUUUUUUGUGAAGUUUCGGCAAACAGUGAAGGAUUAAUGCAGAGCUGGCUUCAGAACUGAUCACAUGUUGUUCUCGACACGAUUUCUGCCGAUAAUUACAGAACCACACCUGAGAAGAUCUUCAAUAUAAUUUACUUUUCAAUUUCAGAGUCAGAAGUCAGUGAUUUUCUAUGCAAAACAAUAAACUUCCAUGCAGUGAGUGAGUCAGUCCCGAGCCAGGCGACCCCUUUUAAUAGAAACAGCGUGAAGGGAGAUAACAAAGAUUCCAGCAGCUGCUUCCUUCUGAAACGUAUCCACAGUGUCAGAUUUUUAACUUGGCCACCAAAUCUGGUCAAGUCACCCUCUCUUUACAAGAUAAGCAGAUCAUUUAUGAAUGUGUUCGUCAGCCUCUCAGAUUUUUGACUUCCCCAGCCGGUUCUCCCAACCCUCCAGCUGGAGCAGAGCAGUCUGUGCAUUGUUUACAACUCUCCCUUUCAUUGUGAUGGAAACUUCAAUCAGUUCUGCUUCAUGUUAUUUUCUUUCUCUCAGCGGUUCCCCAGUUUUUAUGGCGAAUACUUUCCCUGCUCUGAGAUCUGAAGCCGACCGGGCUCGGCGUCGCUGACCUGCAGCAUUCUCACAUGUAGCACUGGAAAAACGGUCCGGAAGGAGCGAGUUCGACGGGAGAAGUCGACGGACCUCAGUUAUUAUUGUAGCAUUUCCGGGUUCACGGCGUGGAUCUGAAGCCGAGGGAGCCGCCAGCGGCGCCUCUCCGAGUGUUUACAGAGUUUACUUUUCUUUUACCUUCAGAAGAUGUGUUUAUGUGUAACUACUGUACAAAGAUGUCUGCAGACAAACUGACGUUAUUAUAAGUUGUGAUCGGAUUUACUGACGGCUUGAACUCUUGUGUUAGCGCUUAGAUGUCUUCUUUAUCCACACAGUUAAAGAGAAGUUUUUACAAGGGCCGUCUGCAAAAACAAAACGCUCAGCCAGAAAGUGAACCAUGUACAGAGACAAACCAGAUGAGGGGAUGAAUGUACUGUACCUACCCUGAAUGUGAAAGUCGGUAA
Molecule: messenger RNA, 7186 nt
Organism: Salarias fasciatus (jewelled blenny)
Lineage: Eukaryota; Metazoa; Chordata; Actinopteri; Blenniiformes; Blenniidae
Gene: ankfn1b
Product: ankyrin repeat and fibronectin type III domain containing 1b
Exons: 24
Coding region: 136-4236 (1366 amino acids)
Biological process (GO): regulation of establishment of bipolar cell polarity; establishment of mitotic spindle orientation; signal transduction
Cellular component (GO): spindle
Molecular function (GO): protein binding
Source: RefSeq, a predicted model, not a curated record